UGUGUUCUGCGCUUGAGAGAAAGAAGAAAAGUGGGGGUAGAGAAGUGUGGUUGUCCGUUUCCUGUGAGUUGUGUGCACAUCACACAUCGCAGAAGAGAGAAGAGAAACUUCCUUGACACUCUUGAGUUUGGUAUUCUGACAGUUGAGCGGCGAGAACGGGUACUUAAAUGCCACACACAACCUUUUUUGACAGACCGGAGGACAUUUAGCAGGGAAAUAUGAGCCGAGGAUCCAAAACUAAAACGGAGAGCGCCCACAGCCCUCUGCUGAGCCUACAGGAGAAUGAGAGGGUAGAGGAGCUGCUGGGCAGAAGGUGUGCUUCCAUGGCCACCGCAGUAGCACAGCUCUUCAUGGCCCUGCCUCACAGUCCAUCCAAUUGGAGUCUGCAGCACACUGGAGUGGUCUGCUUUGUCAAGGACAACCCUCAGCGCUCCUAUUUCAUACGGAUGUUUGACGUAAAGGCAGGGAAGCAGGUGUGGGAGCAGGAACUCUACAACCAAAUUGUUUACUCUGCUCCUCUGCCAUACUUUCAUACUUUUGUUGCAGAUGAAUGUCAAGUGGGGCUGAACUUCGCUGACAGUCAGGAAGCUCAAGCCUUUCAAAAUGCAGUGGAGGAAAAAAUUAACCAAAGAAACAACCGUCAAGAGAGGAAACAGCGACCUCUGCCGUCUAAUGACAGAAGUGUCCUAUCGCCCCCACCACAUGGCAAAGCGUCUGUUAGCCCUGUUUCCCCCUCCAUGGCCACAAUUGACAUCCAGAACCCAGACAUCCAGCCCUCCCGCUACCGCACCGUGUUGUCGCCAGGGAGUUCAGCUGUGAGCAACAAGGGAAAGAAGGACAAGAAGAGCAAGAAAAAGGGCCCCAAGCUCUCCAAAGCAGACAUAGGGGCACCGAGUGGUUUUAAGCAUGUUACUCAUGUUGGUUGGGACCCCAACAACCUCGACCCCGAUCUGCUGAAGCUGCUGUCCUGCGCCGGGAUCGGUGAAGCUGAGAUGAGGGAUGAGGAGACCUCCCAGCUCAUCUACAACAUCAUCGAGCAGUCUGGAGGCAUGGAGGCGGUCAAAAAGGAAGUGAACAGAGGAGUUGGUGCACCUCCACAGCCUCCUCCUAGUAGACUAGGUCCUCUUCCACCUGUGCCUGGCCCUGCCUCCUCUGCUCCUGCCCCUCCGCCUUCACGAGGAGGCCGCUCGGGUCCCCUGCCCCCUGUCCCUGGGCAGCCACAGCAAGGGAGCCCCUCACGCCCACCUCCAGCACGUGGACCCCUUCCUCCACCUCCCUCAAAUCGUGGCGGACCUCCCCCACCACCGCCGCCACACUCUGGGCCCUCUCCUCCCUCUAAGUCCUCUAUAUUACCACCACCACCCCCAGUGUCCUCCCACGCACCUCCUCCCCCUCCUCCACCUGCCUCUGGUCCUCAGCGCUCUGCGGCCACACUACCUACCCCUCCCGCUGCCAGCAGGGGAGGCCCUGCACCUCCACCUCCUCCCCCUCCACCUCCUCCUCCUCCACCUCCCAUCUCAGACAUCCCUCAAGCUCCACCCUCUUGCCCGACAACACCCAGUCCUUUAUCCCAUGGAGGUGGGGGAGGAGGUGGAGAUGGGAGAGGGGCCCUGCUAGAUCAGAUACGACUGGGGAAGAAGCUCAGAAAUGUGACAGAAUGUCCUGAUCCAUCUCCACCUCCACAGUCAGAGGCAGGGGAGGGCAUCGUAGGAGCGCUGAUGAUGGUCAUGCAGAAGAGGAGUAAAGUCAUCCAUUCCUCUGAUGAAGGUGAAGAUGACGGUGGAGAUGAUGACGAUGACGACGAUGAAUGGGACGACUGAGAGUUUUUGCCUGUGUGGGUUUUCUUUGUGUGACAUUGAACUUGACUUGACUGUGGUUGUUAGUUGCCAGCCGCUAAAUCUCAGCUGCGGUUGAUUUGGGAUUUGUGAUUCACUGCCGUCUGGAGUAUGACGUGUAUAUGCUGAAAACUGUGUGAUGAUU
Molecule: messenger RNA, 1980 nt
Organism: Myripristis murdjan (pinecone soldierfish)
Lineage: Eukaryota; Metazoa; Chordata; Actinopteri; Holocentriformes; Holocentridae
Gene: wasb
Product: WASP actin nucleation promoting factor b
Exons: 11
Coding region: 219-1820 (533 amino acids)
Biological process (GO): actin filament organization
Molecular function (GO): actin binding
Source: RefSeq, a predicted model, not a curated record